AUGAGUAAUGAUGCACCGAUUGAAACUCGUAAGUUCAAGAACAAGAGGAUUCGCUCUCAGCAUCCUCUAUCUGAUUUCAUCGGGAAGAAGAAUCAUGUAAGCCAUCCCUUAGAAGAAAGGCCAAUAGAGAAUGAGAAAAAAAAAACUGUGAAACCAAUUGCACGGAUAAGUAAGAAGGAUUCGACUAUAAAAAAAUUCAUUAACGUUUUUGAAAAAAAUGAAAACAUUAAUAUUUGCUCAGAACCGGAGGAGUACGACGAAAAAGUUUUGAACUUAUUGCGUGCCCUGAAGAGAAAUUUUGAUGUCAAGUAUAAGAAAAACGAGAACAAAGCAAGAGCGCAUCGUGUAAUGGUCGCUGGAAUUCAUGAGACCGUGAAACAUUUGAAGAACGAUAGCAUAAAAGUUAUUUUUAUUUCAAGAAAUGUUGACGAAUCAGUAAAAAAUUGGUUUGGAAAGUCUAACUUCUUUGAAAUGUAUCACACUGCUAUUCAAAAAGGAGUUCCUGUGAUUCAUUCGAAUACGAAGAAACAAAUGAGUACUGCUAUCAAAAAGUUUCCUUAUAUCAACGUUAUCGGGUUGAUGGCAUUCCCUGGCUAUGAGUCGUUGUUUUCCGAGAUCAACCAGGCUUGGAAAAACAGUCGUUCUCAUGUCUUAUAUCACAAAGACCAAAGUUCUCUUCUUGCAUAG
Messenger RNA from Auanema sp. JU1783, 687 nucleotides. NCBI's taxonomy places the organism in Eukaryota, Metazoa, Nematoda, Chromadorea, Rhabditida, Rhabditidae. The record is from the annotation of a GenBank genome assembly.